GUGUGUGUGUUUUUUUUUUUUUUUAAAGGAUAUAACAAUGACAGAUACACAAUGAAAUGCAACUAACAAUAAACGGAUUUACUUUGAAGGUACAGAUCAGCUGUCACACUGGCGCUACCUGGCUGGUACCGCAGACAGGGAGUGGAAGCUACACGAUCACAGUCACCGUCAGCUGAGAACGGCCUCACAGCGCAAACACGGUGUGUCGUGAAUUAAAAGUGAAAUGAAGCUAGUCUUUCUGUUCUGGGGGGACCCCAGCAGGGUCUGGACCCCGGCUCUCUUUGCAGCAGAUGUAUGAGCAUGAAGGGGGGAGGGGGGUGCGGGUACAACAACACUCUGCUGCCCUCCCUCUCCUCCCAUCCCCUCGCUGUUAUUGGACCGCACUGCACGCUUCUCUGGACCAAUCAAGGACGACAACACGCGCCCCAUCCGGUGUGUGCAGUAACGGAGCAGGCAGAGCCUCGGCAGCCCAGCAGUGUCUGCUCAGUGGCUGCUGCUAUGGUGCGUAGAGCAUCGAGACGUUAGUGGUCAGAUUAAAGUCCCAGUUUAGACUUGGUUGAGUCGCGGAAGUAAACAACUCACGACUUAAGCAUUGGAGAAUAUGAACAAAGUGGACGCACCAUGUCGACCCGCCGCCUCUCUGAAAUUCACUAUUGACAACAUCCUCAAUCUCAAGACAAGCGGGAGGGACAGCUGUCACUCCGCCGGGCUGCAGGAUGACUCGGCCACGGCGAUGCGUAAAGAAGCUUUCCAGAGCCACCACGAGGAGCACGUAGCCCAGCAGAGGCUGGACCCGGGCAGCAGGCUUCACCAAAGUGAUCUGAUCACAGACUGUAGCGGAGCAACGGAGUCGGUCAUCAUCAGCCGCGGAGACCCGAAGAAGGCGACAGAGGUGCGCUUCGAGAGCGGGGACAGCAGCUGCGACGACAGCAGCUCCACCACAACGGCCACAGACCCCCACAAAGGAGGCAGCCCCGCCAAGAAGAGCAAAAUAAUAACGAAAAAGAAGACGCGCACUAUUUUUUCCAAGAGACAGAUUUUCCAGUUGGAGUCUACCUUCGACAUGAAACGCUAUCUGAGCAGCGCAGAGCGCGCCUGCCUCGCCAGUUCACUUCAGCUCACGGAGACCCAGGUGAAAAUAUGGUUUCAGAACCGCAGGAAUAAAUUGAAACGGCAAAUCUCGACUGAAAUCGACGGACCUGUUAGUGAUUUCCCCGAGACUGGAAAGCCCGUGGUGGUGGGGCAGCUCCCGGCCUUGUACAAAGAGAGCAACCUGCUGGGGAGAUGCCUGCUGCCCAUGCCCCUGCCCGUUGUGUACCCGGGCAGCAGCACGCCUUACCUCUGCUUCUCAAACGCCAGCAAGUACUUCAGCCUGUACGACGGGGACGUAUGAUGCUUUCACAAGUCCCCACGUGAAAAAAGACACUUUUUGGUGGUCUGUUGCCAAGUUUCGAGCAUUUAAGGUGUAAAGACGGUGGGCCGGACCUGCGGCCUUACUGUUCUACACGUACAACAACAGAGGAGUAGUUACAUAUCACAUAAAAAAAAAAAAAAAAAAGCUUAAUCGGUAUUAUUUAUUUUUCAGUCAAAGCUGGGUUUUGUAGGCCUGACACUAAACCUGCUAGAUUUACACGUUGUCGCUUUUUAUUAGGGAAUAGCAGACUGAGCUAAUGAUAGCCUGGGGGAGGCCUAAACAGUGUUUAUGACAUUAUUACAUUUAUUAUUAUUAUUAUUAUUAUUAUUAUUAUUAUUAUUAUUAUUAUUAUUAUCAUCAACAACAACAGCAGCAUUUCCAGCAGCUUAAGCCACCAAAGAAAUUACUAUAGCCUAGCUAUCUGCAUGCAUUUCCUGUAUCAAAAUGAAUUUUGAAUUACUGAAAUUAUCUAUGUAUUUAAAUGAAUGUAAUUAACAUUUUAUUAUUUGGUUUCACGCAUGUCUUUUUUUUCUGAGUAUCCUACUAUUCUUACUUUACUUCACCUUUGCCAAUAGG
Molecule: messenger RNA, 1990 nt
Organism: Acanthopagrus latus (yellowfin seabream)
Lineage: Eukaryota; Metazoa; Chordata; Actinopteri; Spariformes; Sparidae
Gene: hmx4
Product: H6 family homeobox 4
Exons: 2
Coding region: 602-1393 (263 amino acids)
Biological process (GO): regulation of transcription by RNA polymerase II
Cellular component (GO): nucleus
Molecular function (GO): DNA-binding transcription factor activity, RNA polymerase II-specific; RNA polymerase II transcription regulatory region sequence-specific DNA binding
Source: RefSeq, a predicted model, not a curated record